ACACAACUGUGGAACGAACCACCAUGGUGCAGGAGAGUGGGUAUGGCUUUACUGAAGCCCUCAUCUCCCAGGGCACUCAACAGAAGAGACCAGCAUUGUCGUGGGGGUCGAAGAUCAAGAAGAAGCUGAAGACUGUAGCUCCCUACCUCGGCAAAUUCAGACCAUCUGUAGGACAAUGUUGCCACCAGUGUACCCCUGACAGCCUGGGCAAGAAGCUGGGACAGACCAUACCCUCUCUGGGGUUCCAUAAUCUACUGAGUGUCAAUGAGACCCACACCAGGUAUCGUGGUUGGCUGGUGAGGAGAGUGUGCUGUGUGCUGUUGGUCAGAGGCUGCAGGGUCUACCCUAGUCCUGCUACUGACAGAGUGGAGCGAGUCUCCCAAAGCAACAGGGUGCAGAAGGCUCUCUCCUCACCAGACAUAGCACCAGCGGGGGGAGACACCCGGGGUUCACUCACCCACCUUACCCCCUACUUCUCCCUCAUCAACACCUGCAUCUCGCCACAGCUUCUACGGCUGGUAGGCUGGGUGUUGCUGAAGGUGUUUGGGUCAGUGUUCUGCAGUGUCCAGGUCAACCUGAACCACAUGGCUCCCCUGCACAGAGCCUCAAAGCAGGGUGCGUCACUGGUGUAUGUGUGUGUGCCUCAGAGUAUCGUGGACUCUGCUCUCAUCCCCCUGGUUCUCUUCUGUCACAACCUGAGAGUGCCAUACACACUCUGUCACCUACAGAUACACAACAACUGGUUCAGGUCAGUCCUGCAGAGACUUGGCGUGGUCCUCCUCCCACCAGAUCCAAUCACAGAACAGGAAGCAGAGACCGACAACCUCUACUCAUCAGUCAUGACCUCCUUGGUUGGUGAGUUGCUGUGUGAAGGCCAGGUACUGAGUGUGUGUGUGUCAGGAGAGAGUUGGCGAGGAGGGCAAUGGUUGGCACGCAUCAGACUGGCUGUGAGAGAGGGAGUGGUGCCUGACGUCCACCUGGUUCCAGUGGGCAUCUCCUAUGACUGUGUGCCCAACACCAGCACACCGGUUGGUCUGCUGUCUGCUCUGAGGUGUGUGUUCUCCUUGCUGUGCGGCAACCGACAGAAAAGUAGCGUGAGGAUCCACUUCGCCCAGCCCUUCUCUCUGAAGGAGAUGUGUGACACAGGGAGGUGUCGUGUGGAUGGAGGGCGCCCUCUACAAGAUCUCCUGCUCCCUACCAUUCUACACAACAGGUCUGAUGCGAUAUUUGGCCAGAGGAUGAUGUCAUGGAUCCUGCCCCCUCGUUAUUUGCCUGAGCUCUGCCAAUCAGAGAGAGACCUCAGCAUUGCCCUCACCCUGCACCUCACCUACUCCACUAUGUCCUGCAUGGCUGUGAUGUCCACUAGCCUGGUUUCCUGUCUUCUACUGCACAAACACCGCAAGGGUGUAUGUCUGUCUGUGUUGUGUCGUGACGUGGCCUGGCUGCUGGAGGAGAUCUUGUUCAGGAACAGAGAUGUGGGCUUUGGGGGGAGUCUGGUUGGGGUGGUCUACCACUCCCUCACCAUCCUCACCCCUCACCUCACCCUCGCUGCCCAUCCCAAAGACAGGUCUGAUCCCCUCAUCGCUCCCCACCCCUCUCUCUCCGCCACUCUCUCGCUUUCCCGCCAUUCCCAGAUACUCACACACACCUUCCUCCAUGAGGCCGUCGGAGCGUGUGCGGUGUCGGCCAUGCUGUGUGAGGUGGCAGGCUGCGGGGGCAGCAGCAGGAUCAGGGGUGAAGAGAUUAAAGGUGACGAGGUCAGAGGGGAGAUGGAGUUUGACGUGGCACUGUGUCAAGAUGAACUGACUGAGAGAGCCCUGCAACUCACACACUUACUGCCCCCGGGGUAUAUACCUCCAUGUCAGUCAGCUCAUGGCUUUGCUCUGGAUGCAGUGGACACACUGGUGCGCUGUGGCAUCCUUGUGAUGGAAGAGGUUCCUAGCGACACGCCGAUCUGUGAUUUCUGGAGGAAGCAGGGUGCUCUGACCUGGAGUGCUUCAGACGACCAUUCUGACUGUGAAGAAGGAGAGGCACGCUCCUUCAAGUUGAGCCAGCCCAGCCAGUGUCCAGAACUGCUUUUCUUCCUGUGCAGUCUGAUGGCUGGCUACCUGAGGGCCCUGUGCUGGGCUACAGAGGGUUUAGACCUCCUAGACACUCCGCUACCAGAGGCUGUGUGUUUGGGCCAGAUACACUCCCACCUGUGUGACACCGCCCAGAGGGACAGGGGACACUAUGAGAGCUGCUCAGAGGAGGUGGCACGUGUGACAGUCAGGACGCUGACAGACCUGGGGGUGCUGGUUGAGGAUCAGCAGAGAGGAUGUGUGUUCCUGGGAGUCAGUCCACUCUUCCAACAGACAGACAACAGACAGAAACUCCACAGCUUUGUAUCCCAGUUCCUCUAUGACUAAUUCACACACCACAAGAGAAAGACCAAGCAGUGAAUGAGAGUAAAGUCUAUAUAGUGAAGCUCUAUAAUGUUUAGCCUGCUCUUAUUGACUUUCAUGUGUUUACAUGAUCAAGUCGUUGGAAUUAAGUUCACAUUUUACUGUUCUCCUCAUCAGGCAAUUUUUUUUGUUUAAUCUCAAUGCGUGUUUCAGUUUAGUAAAAGACUUUGCAUGAGUCUAUAAUGGACCGGAACAUUGGGUCUUGUUUCAGUUUAGUAAAAGACUUUGCAUGAGUCUAUAAUGGACCGGAACAUUGGGUCUUGUUUCAGUUUAGUAAAAGACUUUGCAUGAGUCUAUAAUGGACCGGAACAUUGGGUCUUGUUUCAGUUUAGAUGUUGCCUUUGGCCAAGGAUGUAUAGUGAUGACUUGGCCUGUGAACCGUUUUGGACACACCAGAGAAAUUGAGAGAAGAGUGUGUUUCUAGUGUUAAUGAUGUAGAAUAGCAUCAUAUAUGAUGCUCUUUGUUACGUUGAUGUUAUUAAACCUAGAAAUGUUUUUAUUUUCUGAAUCCAUCAUUGCUCUGCUUUCACAAACCUGAAGCAUCACACUCCAUUAGAAGUGAUAAGGGUCAUAAUGAUUGAGAACAAUCCCUAUAAAACUAAUGUGUGGGCAGCCAUUCAGUUUAUUGUUUGCCAAGUGUUCACAUAAUUAACAAUGGUUUAUGGACUAGAGGUCAGUUUAGAUUCGAACUCUUGGGUCUUAUCAAGUCUAGGCAGUAUAUUUCUAUCAUGCCUGUUCUUGGCAGUGUAUAUCUAUAACUGUUCUAGGACAGGGCUCUCCAACCCUAUUUCUGGAGAGCUACCAUCGUAUAGGUUUUUACUCCAACCCUAAUCUAGCAAAAAGAUUAUAAUAAAUUAAACUAAAUCAUUUCAAACCUUGCUUACAUUUGUAUAUGAUCACUGUCAUGCAUGGAAAUACUUUGGAACAGAUUUCCCAAAAUGUUAAUGUUUUUUUAUGUCCAAUGAAAAUUGAAAACCUAUACAGUACCAGUCA
Salvelinus namaycush (lake trout) is the source of this 3437-nucleotide messenger RNA. It is a transcript of the gene gpat2, whose product is annotated as glycerol-3-phosphate acyltransferase 2, mitochondrial. Bases 24 to 2408 code for a protein of 794 amino acids. The record is from RefSeq and is a predicted model, not a curated record. Lineage: Eukaryota; Metazoa; Chordata; Actinopteri; Salmoniformes; Salmonidae. The transcript has 22 exons. Gene Ontology annotation, cellular component: mitochondrial membrane.